Molecule: messenger RNA, 975 nt
Organism: Pleurotus ostreatus (oyster mushroom)
Lineage: Eukaryota; Fungi; Basidiomycota; Agaricomycetes; Agaricales; Pleurotaceae
Exons: 14
Coding region: 1-975 (324 amino acids)
Source: RefSeq, a predicted model, not a curated record
AUGGCCGCUGGUCAGUAUUCGAUCGAUUCAGCGCCCACCAUCUACUAUACUGAUUCGUUACCCCAGAUUUUCUUUUUCCUAAGUCGAUAUUGUAUCAUCCUGGCGUUCAUCGGAUUAAUAAUAUCGUUCACUGUGACAACCAAGAUUAAUUGUGCGGCUCUGUAUACUUUCAACUCAUGGACCGGGAACAUGUCUAUCCUAUGCGCGUCGACUUCUCUCAUGCUCAGGACCAUUGCUCUCUGGGAACGUAGCAAGAAGGUCAUCGUGCCUCUAGCCAUCCUGUGCUUAGGACACUGGGCGUUCUUAUAUCGUGGCAUGUUCCUCGUUUCAGCGUCUUGGGACCCCACCGCCAAUGCCUGCAUCGUGGACGCGACUAACCCCUCGCUGUUAACCAUCACAUUCUUUUACACAAUGGGCUUUGACUUGAUUAUUCUACUCUUCACUAUGUUUGCCCUAAUGGGCAAGCACUCUGCCCGAACGGAUUUAUGGAAACUCCUUUUUACGGAUGGCCUCGUGUAUUUUGUAGUCACCUUUACGACAAAUUCCCUACCCGCCAUCUUGAAUGUGUUGAACCUCAACACAAUGAUGAACGUGAUAGCCACGGUCCCUGCAGCUGCUGUAUCUUCAAUUGCUGCCUGCCGAGCAGUAAUUCGUUUGCAGGAAUUCGCUUCUGCAGAAGUUUACGUUCACUCGACAUCCCAAAUGUCUGGUGGUAAUAAUGUUGUCAUCGCCGCCCGUCGCAGCAUGGCCGCCGCAAAGGCUAAGCACGGCGUGGCUCGCCCAGAAAUCCGUGUGACGACCGAGCACAUCACUAUGGAAGAAUUUUCAUCACCAACAGAAGUUGCUUCUCCAUACAGCAAGACUGAGCGCCGCACGAGCUCUUCCUCCGACGAUCUCGAGUCGGUGGGUAUGCCAUACGUCCAAUUUGCUAAGCCUGUCAGGAAUGAGGAAAAAGAUAUCUCGGACUAUGUAUAG